This is a messenger RNA of Hevea brasiliensis (rubber tree), 1423 nucleotides long. RefSeq names its product nicotinate N-methyltransferase 1. The record is from RefSeq and is a predicted model, not a curated record. The transcript has 5 exons. Bases 135 to 1292 code for a protein of 385 amino acids. Gene Ontology annotation, biological process: methylation. Gene Ontology annotation, molecular function: S-adenosylmethionine-dependent methyltransferase activity; O-methyltransferase activity; protein dimerization activity. NCBI's taxonomy places the organism in Eukaryota, Viridiplantae, Streptophyta, Magnoliopsida, Malpighiales, Euphorbiaceae.
UCUCGAUUUUCCUCGAGUCUCCCAAACAGAGAGGCUCCAUUAAAUGCCAUGUGAACCCUGCACCAUGUCUUGCCUAAGAUUAGGAGCAUGAGCAUGUGCUGCUGACCUAACGAUAUUGUCUGUUUCUUCCUCACAUGGCUCAGCCUAUCAGAAAACAACCUAUAAAACAAAACUUCAGUCCAGAGAUUAUCAAAGCCACCAUGGAAACCGAGAGUUCAGAGACCAGGAACCAAGCGAGACUAGCCAUUCUCGAGCUAGCCAACAUGAUAAGCGUUCCCAUGUCUCUCCAUGCCGUCGUCCGCCUCAACGUCGCCGACGCUAUCUGGCAAGGCGGAACUAACUUGCCGCUUUCUGCCUCAGAAAUACUCGCAGCAGUCCAUCCCUCUGGCGGCGAUCCCGAGAAUCUUCAACGCAUCUUGCGUAUGCUUACCAGCUAUGGCGUGUUUGCGGAGCAUCUUAGUGCCGAUGCUACUGAGAGGAGGUACUCUCUGACGGAGAUCGGAAAAACGCUUGUCACCGACGGUGAGGGCCUUUCCUACGCUUCCUACGUGCUUCAGCACCACCAGAUGAAAAUUUUUAAAAUAAAACAGGAUGCAUUGAUGAGGGCAUGGCCAUUUGUGCACGAGGCAGUAUUGGACCCCACAACAGAGCCAUUUGUUAAGGCAAAUGACGAGCCCGCCUACAGCUACUACGGGAAACAGCCAGAAAUGAAUGAUUUAAUGCUGAAGGCCAUGUCAGGUGUAACUGUGCCGUUCAUGAAAGCCUUCUUGAACGGCUAUGAUGGAUUUCAAGGGUUGGAGAGAUUAGUUGAUGUAGGUGGGAGUGCAGGGGAUUGCCUUAAGAUGAUCCUGCACAAAUAUCCUAGCAUUCUUCAAGGGAUAAACUUUGAUUUGCCUGAAGUAGUUGCCAAGGCACCAAAGAUUCCAGGUGUUAUCCAUGUUGGUGGUGACAUGUUCAAAUCGAUUCCUUCAGCUGAUGGUAUCUUUAUGAAGUGGAUAUUGACGACAUGGACAGAUGAUGAGUGCAAGUUGAUAAUGGAAAAUUGUUACAAGGCACUUCCUGUAGGAGGGAAACUAAUAGCUUGUGAGCCAGUGUUGCCAAAGGAUUCCGAUGACAGCCAUAGGACAAGAGCUCUCUUGGAAGGUGACAUAUUUGUCAUGACAAUUUAUAGAGCUAAGGGCAAGCACAGGACAGAAGAAGAAUUCAAGCAAUUGGGUCAGUCGGUUGGUUUCUCUAGUUUCCAAGCAUUUUAUAUUGAUUACUUCUAUACUGUUUUGGAGUUUCAAAAAUAAUUAAUGGCUUGCCUUAAUUAGGACAUAUAAUUAUUAAACUACAAAUCUCUCUAUUCAAUAUCCUAAUUGUUUAAUGCAUGGCACCUUGAACUGUAUAAUUUUCAAUUUUAACUCAAUCUUGGAUUGCCAAA